Daktulosphaira vitifoliae (grape phylloxera) is the source of this 492-nucleotide messenger RNA. RefSeq names its product craniofacial development protein 2-like. NCBI's taxonomy places the organism in Eukaryota, Metazoa, Arthropoda, Insecta, Hemiptera, Phylloxeridae. The record is from RefSeq and is a predicted model, not a curated record. The transcript has 3 exons. Bases 1 to 492 code for a protein of 163 amino acids.
AUGAUAUCCUUUGCAACAUCAAACGGAUUGACUGUUAGUAGUACUACGUUCCCACACAAGGAUAUUCACAAAGCCACGUGGAGGUCAUCGGAUGACGAAACUCUAAACCAAAUUGAUCAUGUCCCCACAAAAACUAGAUACCGUAGUAUCAUUUACGACGUAAGAAUCCAUAGAGGCGCAGAUUGUGACACCAACCACUACUUAGUGAUUGCUAAACUCAGAUCAAAGUUAAAAAAGUUACUUAAAGAUGAAACCGUAAGGAAAGAAUAUGAGAAUGAAGUCAUGAUGAAUCUUAAAGAGAAUAAUGUGUGUAUGAACGCAAAUUUGGAUUGGGAAAAAGUGAGCAAUGCUGUUAAAAAAGCAGCGGCCAAAAGUAUUGAUAAGCGUCGUAAGGCAAGAGAUGACUUUAUUGAGAACAACACUCAAAUGACCAAAGUAGUUUUCAUAUGGGAACGGAAAAAGUGCAAAAGCGCCGUUCAAAGGGAAAGAUGA